Molecule: messenger RNA, 2784 nt
Organism: Rhopilema esculentum
Lineage: Eukaryota; Metazoa; Cnidaria; Scyphozoa; Rhizostomeae; Rhizostomatidae
Source: RefSeq, a predicted model, not a curated record
GGUUUACAAGAUAAGACUAUGACAAUCGUUAGUUCAAAGGGAAAAACUGAAAGACCAUACUUAAACCAAACCUAUUUCGAGAUUGUUCUUGGUUUAUUUUUGCAACAAUAUGUUUAUUACAUAGAAUUAAAAGCAAAGUUGGAAAGUUUAGAGAUGAGAUACCAUUUUGUUGUUGAUGGAUGGAGAGAGAGUUAAAAAUGUUGAUGAAUGAGUUACAGGAAUUUCCGAAGGUGCCGAGAGAACUCAUAAAAAGAUUUAAUAAACAGACAGAUUUGAAAUGCCGUUGUAAAUAAGAUUAAAAGAGGAGCAUAUUUGCCGUGUUUUCUUGUUGCAUUUGUGUCAAAAUUUGAUUCGAAACCAACAGUUAGGUCUGGGAUAAUGACAGUAGUAUAAAAUUGAUAAUAAUAAUGACAUCAAAAUAGGGCAUUAGCCUGUGCGAUGGUAUCUUGACUACUUUGUCUGCUUAUUUGGAGGAGAUCAACAUAAAGCACAUAAAAAAGAAAGGCAAAUAUAAACUACUUGAAAGAAAAUGAACUUAAGAAAAUUAUCUACAAUACAAGUGCAAAUUGAAAACAGUCCAGGCUGCUUGAACUUUUAUUCCACUGGUUGUUAGAGUGCGUAUUUGCCAGUUUUGAUUGGCUUGCGAAAUGCGAAUAGGGCUUCGGCUUCCUUAGAGUUUUCAAUUUUUCUUUAUCUUUUCUUGUUGGUUCCAAAGAUUGUGUCAUGUUGAUGGUAGACUCUGUCAAGACACAUUUUAAAGAAUUCUAAAGCAGAAAGGCACAGUGAGGGAUGGGUCUCUGAAUCACUAGGGGUAGAUUUUGGCGUAAAAGGCUGAUUUUCUAGUCACCUGGAAGUGAUUUUGCAGCGACUUUCACCAGUAAUAUUCGUGUGAAAUUCCGAUUUAAUCCAGUGGUGAAGAUUCGAAAUCUUUCAACGAGAUAUUGGCAACAGGACUAAAGGCCUGCGGAUAGAGCUUGGCUGAAGACGGGAAAUGCCUUCGGAAUAAGAUUAACAAAAUAAAUAUUACUUUUCUUCGCCAAAGAGUUGUUUCACGACAAUGAAUCUACCAGCUGAUACUCUGGAUCAGUGUGCCUGUGAUCGCUUCGAACACGUGUCGAACAUUAAAGGCGAGGAAGAAACAAGCAAUGGCAUGCCAGAUACUGGUAAUACAUUGCGAAGCCAGGGUAGUAUUACUUGUUGCGAUGAAGUGAAGGAAUCACCAUUGCUGAAAGGCUGUUCAAAUGAUCCUGAAUCUUGCUUAAACCAACAAAAAGAAGAGGAAAUUUCAGAUAUGGACGAAAAAUGCACUGUUCCUUCAGAAGAAACUUUGCUAAAUCAAACAAAUUUACAAACUUCUUGUCUCCAGGUUUGCUCGAGCUCAUUGUCUAUAAACCUACAUCAAAACUAUGAAUUACCAUUGGACGAUCAGCAUCAUAGAAAAUGCAAUAGUUCGAAAACAGACUUUGACAAAUUGAAAUGCAAGCCGAGUGUACGUUUGAGUUUGAUAUCUGGCUCGAGUUUAGAGGGAUCUUGUCGAAUUUGCCAUUGUGAUGGGCAAGAGGAACAACUGAUUUCGCCUUGUCGUUGCUCGGGCUCACUGCAGUAUGUUCACGAGAGCUGUUUGGUACAAUGGCUGCAAAGUAAAAUGGUACAAAACUGCGAGUUGUGUCAAGCAAGAAUUGAAUUUGCCAGAAGAAUCAAGCCUGUUUGGCUGUGGAAAAGACCCACACAGCGGCCAAGCUCGGUUCUCUGGUUUCUGCUUUUCGUCGUUACAAUUCACUUAAACGUCAUUUCUGUUGUCAAGGACGCUUCAAACAAGUGCAUAUCGACUCCGUGUAUUGUAUUUUACAUAGUCGGCUGCAUUGGUGCUAUUUUAGCCACUGCGUUCAGCAUAUACUUUGGCAAACGUGUCAAGGAUUUCUUUAGACACUGGAUCAACAUCAACGAAGAAUGGGUUAUCGUUACAAAGAACUCUAAAAAAGGAUCGCAAAAAUCUGGAAAUCAAGAUAGAUUUCUGACGCAUAUAUUGAGUAUGUUUAGUAGUAAUAGAUUAACAACAAUUGUAUGAUACAAAAUAUAGCAGUACGACGGGGGAUGCUAAAGUAUUCAAAAGACUAGCUAUAUAUAUGUUCGUUUUAGAACAAUUUUCUUCCAUUCUACCUACAUUUUCGGGAAUUACCUUCAGAUUGUAGAACUGUUGUCCUUAUUGUUUCGUUAACUUUUAAAAAGUAUUUGCCACAGUUUUAUAGUUGCAAUGGAAUUUUCUAAUAUCACCCAACUUAUUUAGGCCAGGUGGUGAGAAGGAGACCCAGCAUGGGUAUAUUUCAGAGUGUUUUACUAUUCCCUGCAUCUCUGGAAGAUAGUCAACUGUCUUUAUUUGAAUUUUGUCUAUUUCUCCAUUUUUGAAGCAUUUUCAGAAAAGAUGUCUUUAACGGUUGUGACAUUUCGUAUCACCUACCCCUGUCCAAUUUCCCUCUUCCUUGUGCCUUUAAGCCUUUUACGAUUUUCCUGCAAAAUUCAGAUCGAGAGACAUUCGUGUUAGAAGGUCGAAUUUGAUAAUGAAUUAGAUUCCAGUUUUAUGUUCACAGUAAUCCCAUUUCAUAUCGUUGAGAAGGAUUUCAGUUCUUAAUUUAUCAUUUCCGAACUACUUCAAAUCUUUUUCUGCUGAUAAAGGCAUUUUUAUUAAACUUCCCUGAAGCAAUAGCUGUUAUGUGCUUUUAAUCUUUAACGGAAUUUCUAAAUAGAAUAAUGUACAUUUUAGUUGAAAUUAUGUUCAAAUUCAAA